Messenger RNA from Spirometra erinaceieuropaei, 4126 nucleotides. The record is from the annotation of a GenBank genome assembly. NCBI's taxonomy places the organism in Eukaryota, Metazoa, Platyhelminthes, Cestoda, Diphyllobothriidea, Diphyllobothriidae.
AUGCUUAACAAACUCUUCCCUCCUACAUUUGGGAGGUAAAGACAGACUAUCGUUGGAGGCCACAUCAAUAUCAUACCAGAGACGGCGAAACGGAUUCGAGGUUGCUGCCGGAAUUAAGGGCACGUGGUGCAGAGGGGAUAUCUAGUUUGUCUAAUAAUAUGUGGAAAGCUCUGAUGAAGGGGUCUGGAGGACGAUGUUAUCACAAUUUUGCUUGGAGGUGCGUACGGCAAAAUAGGCCCAUGCGAUGACCGACUGACGUGUACGUGCCAACGAAACUUCAUCACCAAUUUCUUCCGGGUAUGCUGAGAGAAGAUUUUGGUGUUCCUCUUGAGCCCGUUACAAUGCGUUUUGAGUCCACCAAUCGCAGGAUCAGUCGGCGUCUAAAAGAAAAGACGAUACUGAGACUUUUUAUCUCCCUCAAAAACUAAUCACUAACUAGGAGUAAAUCAGUCUAUUAGAGACGUAAGGACUCAGACUGAAUUUUGAUAUGAAUAUUUGGGCCGAAAUCUUUCAGCCAUAGGGGAAUAGCCGCCUAAUACUCAUGAAAUGCCAAAAGGCAGCCAGGAGUAUAUACAUAGGUAGCAAGAUAUACUGGACUUGUCAGCAGAGGUGCUAACUAAAAGUCCAGACACGUGUUUAGCCGACAUUUUGUCGCUGAAUGACAGAGCUACGAGGAGUCCGGUUCAUCAGUAAGUUCCCCAGCGUUCCCAGUGUACUCUUCUGGUAGACACUCCAGUUUUGAAAGUAAAAAGACGGUGGUCCACUGUUUGUAAAACGUUUUUCACCUGGGUAAGCCGACGCAUAAGAAGUUGCGUCAGCACAAAUCUCGUCUUUCUUCGUAGGAUUAAAGGUCGUAUACCACACCCUUCUGACGCGUUCUUCUUCUUACGUCCCCUACAGCCCCCCCCCCCCUGGGAACAUAGGACAUAUCGCUGGUCUUUUACCAUCUGAAGCACGGUCCUACUUUCACCGAAGAUGGUGAUCUGCACAAAUGCACAAAAAUUUCUUGUGAAUGGCUUAAGACAUUAUUUUGGCCUAAAUUCUCACUGGCAUAUUUGGUUCACACGCUUAAAAAUUAUGCGAAGAACGUUUGUUUUGAAAGGUUUGCGUCUGUCACCAUUUUCUACUUAUGUUGUUGACCGAAAAGCUGGUGUAUAUGCAGUCCCUUUCUGGCGUAGUGCGCUUCCUGUCUGCUUUUGACGAGCUAGGGAAGAUUUGGCCUAAGAUAAGGAUUUCGGAUACCGUAGACGUUAGAAACUUUUCAGUUCUGAGGAGGAACUGCCGGCAUCAUCUCAGCCGCCAAACUGACACGACGUUCGCACCCCCCGGCGCCGAACGCCUUCAGGCUCCGUACGUGAGCAGACAGGCUAAUGCGCGAUCCCUGUCUCGGUUGCUGACACUCACCAAGUGGCUUUCGUUCCUGUCACCGGCAGUUCGGAGAAACAGCAGCAGCAGCAGCAGCAGCAGCAGCAGCAGCAGCAGCAGCAGCAGCAGCAGCAGCAGCAGCAGCAGCAGCAGCAGCAGCAGCAGCAGCAGCAGCAGCAGCAGCAGCAGCAGCAGCAGCAGCAGCAGCAGCAGCAGCAGCAGCAGCAGCAGCAGCAGCACGUGAAUGUCCCCUGCCCUGUACCUUUAAGACAUCCGUCACGGCCUUGGAAAACAUCCCCACUCGGCAGUAGAGGCGCUAUUGCUGUUGGUGCUGUCUGUUUCCCUCAUCGCUCGUUUGGGAUUUUAUCGUGGCAGAAGUUCCCUGUUGAUUCUGUUGCCGACUGUAGUAUGGUCCCACCAACGCCGUAAAGAAAGCAGUUCUUUGUGUCUCAUAUCGGCCUACAGUUUCAUGCGUUUAACGUUUGGUCGAUGCUCCGCGACGUUUGCUUUGGACCCUCGACGGCCAUAUUGAUGAGUUUUUUUAUGGCCGCUGACUUUGAUGUCAUAUUUUUAGAGAUGACUUCCUCCUAGUCAGUCAAAAGAAUCGCUGAUCCAUCUGAAGUUUUAUAAACCUCACAGCCCGUUGUCUAAGUCGAUUCCCCGUUUUGCUUAUUUCUGACUGUCACUAUCCUUCCCUCUUCAGAUAGCUCCAUCAUUUGGUCAGACCCUGUUUUUGCGUAGCGGACGUAAACUAUGCGGUCACAACUUACACUGCCGCUAGGGGCCUUUCCCGCCGGCACGCUGUCUUGCUUCAGAUGCUUUGAAGAUUUUGAAGGCAGGUCUCAAGCAUACAAUUGGGUUCGGCAUCGUUCGGUGGGUCUAAAGACUGUUGGACAUCGUCCCUUUAUAAUGUCCCAAAGAAGAUGUCGCUGAGUUAGCGAUAAAGCAACUACUACUGAGUGCAGAAAUCGGAGACCAGCCCUGACUAAUAUCCUUCUCAGCUCAUUCAAGAUCCCAUUUAUGCUUCACAUCUAGCGAUCAUUCUCUAAGUUCGUUCUGCUUCGUUCUAACCAGCAAAGACCAUCAAAGUCACUGAUGUGCUCAAAACUGCAGUCACCACCCUCUUUGGGUUACCUACGUCCUCUCGAGCGCCAAUCGACCUGAGGAAUGCCGUCCAGACUUUCUAAAGUUGCAACGGGCAAGGACGCAGUAUGCAACGCGAGGGAGCAAGAUGACACCUCAUCGUUUAUCCGAAUGUUUACUUACUAUCGCGCUCCCCUUUCCAGCUUUCAACCCCACCCAUGAAACUCGUAUUAUACGAUGACCUGGCUUUUGUUCCCUGAGUGGGGUCGAAUACCGUAUCCCUGUCGUCGUAAUAAUCAAGUCCUGUGGUCAGGGUUUCGUUUUCGUCUGGAUCAACGACCUAGCGGAAGAGAACUUUAACUCUAAUGAUCACGAAUCCAUCGUUGAUAACUGUUCGAACGUCCUCACUCCCACGGCAUUACCAUAAGAGCCGGAAAUUUGGGUAGAGAUAAUCAGGACAUGUUUUCUUGGGUAGGGAUAGAGUUAAAUACGUUCCCGAGAAUUGUUACAGCAUCCCGAACCUCCCAAUCACAUCCAUAAUCAGUCUUCUACGUCGAUUCUUGGGCAUGUUGAGUUUAAAUCAUCGUUCUAUCCCUCAGUUGCUCUCGUUUGGCGGCCGCCCGGCAGUUUUCUGUGUCGCUCUGGGAUGACAGUGGUACCGAUGACAUUCGCUGGACAAAAAGCUGAAGCUGAAACCGCGCCAUCCUUAAAGCCGAGGACACGCAUAUUCUUAGGCUGUAUGGACCAUCAAAAAUGCAUAAAAAGGCAAUACCUCUGCGACCAAUUCUGUGUUUGUUUACUUCCCCUCGACACAAACUAGCAGGGUGGCUUGUAGAGGAAGUAGAACUAAUUCGACAUCGAUUUUCGACUUAAAAGAUAGAAGGCAAUUUCCAUUUCAUUGAACGCAAUUGCGACGCCUCAGUAUGCAUCAAGUCAGACGCCGUCAAGACGUCACUCCUUAUUGACUUCGUGGUCACGACACAUGCGCAAUGUUUCGACGACGGCCAGCUUCCACAGGUCCACAGUGAAGAUUCAGUUCUCCUUCAGAGAGACGUCCCUCUACCCUCUGACACUAGCACUAUGUCCUAUGAUCGUUCUGCUGGUUACGAGCAGACAAGGGGGUUAAGUCCCGCGCUACAAGGAUACCCUGAAAGCCUCCCUGAAGCGCUUUUAGAUUAACCGGGCAACCUCGGAAGAAUUCGACCGGGACCGACCUACGUGGAGGAGAACAUUGAUGACAGGCGCUGCAAUCUUCGAAGCCGAGUGCAUCACCGACGUUAAAGCCAAACGCGAGACUCGCAAAUCCCAACUGCCGCUGCCACACAACGCCCAUGCCCAACCGACUCCAACGUGUCCACUAUGUCAGCCGACAUUGCGGGUGCUGAAUGGACUUGUUUGACACCUCCGGACCAACUGCAGCACCCGGAAUGCACCAACCGUCGUCUCUCCGUUCACCUCUCCCUAGCCUCCUACGCCGUCAACUAUUUCUGACCGCUCUCCCGAACCGCCACUACCAUCCUCCUUCUCCAAUGACCCAACGUCUGCCGCUGUGUCUUCUGCCAUGCCCAUAAACACCACACACAAUCCUGACACACCAACACCACCGCCUUCGAUAUCAGUGAUGAGGACCUGGUCUACACCUGUCCUCAUUGAGAUCGCACCUUCACCUCACACAUAG